AUGGACAGUGGUGGACCGAGUGCCGGUCCCGAUAUGUCGGGGGAGGAAGACAUUGACCUCUACGAGCUCCUUGGGAUCGAUAAGGAUGCCUCGCAGGAUCAGAUCAAGAAGGCAUACCGCAAGGCUGCCCUUCUUCAUCACCCCGACAAAGUUCCCGAGGACCGCAGAGAAGAAUCGGAAGCCAAGUUCAAGGCCGUUAGCCAGGCCUAUGAAAUCCUCAAGGAUGAGGACAAGCGCCACCUCUACGAUACCCACGGUAUGGCCGCCUUCGACCCUUCGCGGGGCGGCCCCGGCGGCCCCGGCGGCGUCGAAGUCGACCUGAACGACAUCCUGUCACAAAUGUUCGGAAUGGGCAUGGGCGGCCCCGGAGGUCCUGGUGGUGGUCCCAGAAGACCCCGUCGCGGCCCUGACGAGGACCAGCCUUACAAGGUCACGCUCGAGGAGUUGUACAAGGGCAAGACUGUCAAGUUCUCCGCGAACAAGCAGGUCGUCUGCGGCUCCUGCAAGGGAUCCGGCGCCAAAGCGAACGUCAAGCCCCAGCCGUGCGAGAAGUGCAGAGGAGCCGGUAUGGCAGAGGCCUUCCGCCAGGUUGGCCCGGGUAUGGUGCGCAAGGAGACCGUAAUUUGCGACCGCUGCGAGGGAUCCGGCAACUUCUACAAGGAGAAGGACCGCUGCAAGAAGUGCAAGGGUAAGCGCACGACUUCCGAGACCAAGGUCCUCGAGAUCUACAUCCCCAGAGGCUCCCAAAACGGCGAGCGGAUUGUGUUGGAGGGAGAGGCGGACCAGUUCCCCGACCAGACCCCCGGAGACAUUGUUUUCCAUCUGGCCGAGGAGCCCCACGACGAUUUCACCCGCAUCGGCAACGACUUGUCUGCUGAGUUGAACGUCACCCUGGCUGAGGCUCUUGGCGGCUUUUCUCGUACUGUCUUAACGCACCUCGACGGUCGCGGUAUUCACAUCGAAAGACUCCGCGGCCAGAUCCUCCGCCCUGGCGACAUCCUCAAGGUGCCUGGCGAGGGUAUGCCUCACAAGCGUGGCGAGAGCAAGGGCGACUUGUACUUGAUUGUCAACGUCGAGUUCCCUGAGGACGGUUGGUUGAAGGACGAAAAGGACUACGAGGUUUUGAACAAGCUUCUCCCUCCCCCUCCCCCGCCAAUUGAGGCCGAGGAGGUUGACGACGUUGACUACGAAGAGGUUGACAGCCUGGACUCGAUGGGUGCCAACUCGAACGACCCGCGGUUCGGCGGCGAAUGGGAGGACGAGGAUGAAGAUGACGGUCAACCUCAGUGCCAGCCUCAGUGA
Molecule: messenger RNA, 1302 nt
Organism: Colletotrichum higginsianum IMI 349063
Lineage: Eukaryota; Fungi; Ascomycota; Sordariomycetes; Glomerellales; Glomerellaceae
Product: DnaJ domain-containing protein
Exons: 4
Coding region: 1-1302 (433 amino acids)
Biological process (GO): protein refolding; response to heat
Cellular component (GO): cytoplasm
Molecular function (GO): ATP binding; Hsp70 protein binding
Source: RefSeq, a predicted model, not a curated record